Penaeus chinensis is the source of this 5866-nucleotide messenger RNA. Its product is annotated as cytospin-A-like. Gene Ontology annotation, cellular component: filamentous actin; microtubule organizing center. Bases 647 to 4279 code for a protein of 1210 amino acids. Gene Ontology annotation, biological process: actin cytoskeleton organization. Gene Ontology annotation, molecular function: protein binding. The transcript is spliced from 22 exons. The record is from RefSeq and is a predicted model, not a curated record. Lineage: Eukaryota; Metazoa; Arthropoda; Malacostraca; Decapoda; Penaeidae.
CUUGGACAACUGGUGGUGAGGGACGUCUGGCUCAACUGCGCGUGAGCGGCCACUCGCUCGCACGUAUUGGUUAUGCAGUGUAGUUUUGUCAAUGUCAUCAUAACCGCAGAUUUAAAAGGCUGAAAUAAACACCCCAGACACUAAAUAUAACGGUGUCAAGACGUGAGGUGAUAUCUCCUAACCUCGGCUCUUCAGGAUGUGACGGGCGGAGCAAACUGUGAUGACAUUUCAUGACAAUCUGUAACCCGGGUUUACGAGGUUACAGGAGGAGUGCAGUGAGGUCUUCAAGAACGAAAGUGUAACUAUCAAUAUGAAACGAUGAUAUAAGAAGUGUGGUGUAAAAGAUUCUGUAUACAGUAUCUAUCGGCUUGAAAUUUAAGAUUGUGACUGGAAAGUGCUAAGGCAAGGGAGUAAUUCAGCACCAAAGCAAAUCCCAGAACUCCAGAAUUGGCAACGAAGCUAACUCCGGCAACCUUCGGAACGCGAGGAGCGUCCCUUUCUUCCUGAUCCAUGAGGAAGGAGGACUUGAAGUGACGCCAAGAAGGUCUCUCGUAUAAGCCUUGAAUUGAUAAAGGCCCCACCACGAGAUCUGGACCGCCUGCGGGCGUUGUCUCCUCUCUCCCAGCGUUGUCGAAGGUCCCCCACCAUGAAUCCACGCACACCAUUGAUGCUCACUCCCAGGGGAGGGAGCAGUAGUGUUGGUGGAAACAGCACUCCAAUCAGCCGAUUGCAGGCGACAACUCCACAGGCUUCAAAAGCGCAGGGCUCGAGAUCAAUCCGAGCCCCCUCCACCCCAGUCAAUUCAAACAAACAAGGUCGUCCUCUGAGAGUAGCAAAUACAAGGCCAGCCAGGCCAACCACAGCUGUCAUCGCAUCACCUCGGAAAGCCUCAGCUCCUAGCAAGCUAAUUAGUGUUCUAGGAGGGAGUCUUGACAACCUUCCCAGCACAGUUUCCGUGAGAAGAAAGACAUCAGCCCCUGCUAAGACCCUUUCUGGGACAUCCUCAUCCAAUAACUACGGCAAGAAAUCCUCUGUGACAAUAAGUGCAAGAACGAGAAAGACAUCCUCGUCUUCCUCAACUUCUUCAGGGAGUCCUACAGCACGGAUGUCCAAGGACCACGGUGGUUCCUCCGGCCACCACGGGACCAAGGGCUCCUCCUCUUCCUCAGCCAAGGAACACCUCUCGAACGCCAAGGAGCCGACGACCAAGGGGGGCAAGAAGGUCUCGUCCUCGUCGUCGUCGUCGUCCUCCUCCUGUGCCACCUCCCCUGACAUGCAGCCUCUGCCCACUGUCAAGGAGGAAAAGCGACCCCCGAGCUCGAAGCUGGGCAUUCCGGUCAAAAGGAUGGAGAACACCAAGAACAAGGAGAACGCCUCCGCCGCCGUCGCCGCCAGCGCCCCGGCAUCCACCAGGGUCCUCGCCCCGCCCCAGCCCACACAGCCUCCCGAUGCCCUCGUGAUGCCCAGCCACCCUCCUCCUCCCACGGGAGGCGCCCCUGCCACUGCCGUGGCUGCCACCAACACUUCCAGCGGCCUGGGGAGCUUUCCUGAGAAGGCGCAGCUGGAGAAGACCGUAUCCGACCUUGUGAAGAAUGCCGAGAGCAAGAAGCAAGAGAUCGCCGCCCUCAAGAUAGAAAUCAACAGACUCAAGGUUUGUGUUCGGAGGUGUGAGGCUCGUGGCUGUUUCAAGGAAGCUGCCCGAGAACGGGAACACCUUAGUGAUGAAGAGAAUAGCAAGGCUGCCCUCACCAGUGCCCCCGCUGGUGGGUUUUCUGACGGCCCAAGCAAAGCGUCUUCCUUCAGUGCCGAGGCCCCCAGCCACCUGAGGAGCACUGUACAAACCUUGUCAGCCGAGAACAAGCUCCUUCGGGAUCGCUUGCUGCAGCUGGGUGUUUCCCUGGAUUCGUCACCUCUCUCAGACCAAGAAAAGGAAUUGUUACUCAGUAAAGUCUCCACAAUAUCACAGAAUGGUGGUGAAGGACCCUCCUCAUGUGGGGACCGAGGAGAAUGGGACAACAAGUCAACCUCCAGUGUGUCAGAAAUGUCAGUGGCGUGUCUACAGGAUCGAAUCCAGCAGAUGGAGGAGACGCAUUAUUGCACGAAUGAGGAACUCCAGGCCACGCUGCAGGAACUGGAUGAUCUUCGGGAACAGUUGUCAGAAUGUCAAAUUGAGGUGCAGCAGUUGCAAGAGGAGAAGCAGGUAAUACUGGAGUCCUUGACACAGCAAACGGAGAAGUUGAAUGAAUCUCGCAGUCAUAAUGAUACCUUAAAGCAGAUGCUGAUCCAGCACUCUGAAAACAGUCAAGACUUAUCUCAGUGUGAGAAGACACAGAGACUUAUGGAGCUUCUGAAGAGUGCUCAAGAGGACAGAGAGCUACUGCAGAUAAAGCAGGAGGAACUAGAGCAGCAGAUUGCCACCACCAAGGAGGCUGAAGAACGUUUCCACCAUAAUUCACAACUCAUCAGAGACAGAAUGAAGGUGCUGGAAUCCAUGGUAGAGACAGCCAACAAUGAGAAAAAGGCAAUUGAGACGCAGUUAGCAGAGUCUCAAGAGGCUGUCAAGGCUACUGAAAUGGAGAAUACCAGACUACAGGCUGCCGUAGAUAGUGCCAAAGAAAAGAUAACAGAACUGGAGGCAGCAGUAAUCUCAGGGGAGAAGAGUGAGUUAGCAGACCUACUAGAAAGGGUGAGGCAAGAGAAGGACUUGCUGGAAAAGGAGAAUGCAGCUCUCCAGCAAAAGGCGAGUGCCAUGGCUUGUGAGAAUGAGAGACUCAAGGACCAGAUAUCCAGUCUUCAGGAUGAGCUCAUGGUUGCUCGUAAUAAUGCACGAACACAGCUUGAAGAUGCAGGCUGGCGGAAGGCACAGCUGGAGGAGGAGCGCCAUCACCUGGAGGAAGAGACAGAGGUGCUAAGAGCCACCAUGGAAGACCUCAAGCUGACAUGCCAGCACCACCUGGAGGAUAAGAGAGAUCUCAAAGCCAGCCUUUCAGAAUCACAGAAGAAACUCCAUGAAGCCUUAGAGAAACUGAAUGAGAAGGAGCGUUGCUUUAGUGAGGAAAGAGCACAGUUCAGCAAACAGGUGGAGGAAUGGGAGCAGUUUCAGAGUGACCUUUUGAUGACAGUGCGAGUAGCUAAUGACUUCAAGACAGAAGCACAGCAUGAUCUGGAACGCCUAACACAAGAAAACACUGUUUUGCGAGACAGGCUCAAACAACUUGGCCAAGACUUGGAAAAGGCAAAGGCAGCAGUUAAAGUGUGUAGCCCAGUGAGUAGCACAAGCAGCAGUAGUAUGAGCAGUAGUAGCAGCAGCGAGCGCAGAACUAUCCGGAACUUGCCUACACCCAUGCCUAAUGGAGAACCAUCCAUCCUGGCUGAUCGCCGCAACCCCAGACCUCUGGCACGAGGGGAUUCCCGUGUCAAGUCACUGAUAGAAUCCAUUGAGUGUGCAACUCGACAGACCCGUGCAGGAUCUCGAAGUUCUUCUACAUCUAGUUUGUGCAGCUCAAGUAGUGAAAGCAACAACAAUAAUAACAAUAACAACAAGACUUCAGGACCACUUCUCAAGAGAGCUGAUACAGAGGGUGUCAUCCGUGGUAGUUCCACUUCACCACUUAAAGAUGCUGGUAACACCCUUGGCACAUCAUCAUUGUCAACUCCCUUGAGAGCCAUUCAGCGCAACUCCUUCACAGAAGGAGUAACCCAGUCACCAUUCUUACAAAGCAACUUCACCAAGCCCUCCACUGGCUCAUCAAAUCUCUCGGAUAAUGUUAAAAUGUCACAGCUGACAGACAAAAAUAGUGGGAAAAUAUCAUCUAUGAAUCCUGGAGAAAACGUAGCCAAACCGAUCUCCAUAUUAAGCAACAAGCUUGACCACACUGUAAGACGUAACAGCUAUGGUCAGAUAAGUGCUGUCGUAGACAAGAAGGAUCCUUUGGCUUCUUUGGCUCAAGGUGGCGGCUCCAAGAGGAAUGCGUUGCUCAAGUGGUGUCAGAACAAGACCAUAGGUUACAGCAAUGUUGACAUUACAAACUUCAGCUCUAGUUGGAAUGAUGGUCUUGCUCUCUGUGCUUUGAUGGACACCUACAUCCCAGACAAAAUAUGUUACAAAAGUCUCUCUCCAUCUAAUAAGAAGCGGAAUUUUGAAGUAGCAAUAUCUGCUGCAGAAAGUGUUGGCGUGCCGAAUACCCUCGAUGUGAGUGACAUGAUUACAUCAGAGCGACCCAACUGGCAGACAGUAUACAAUUAUGUGACCUCUAUAUUCUGUCAUUUUGAAACUUAAGUUUUGAUGUGGGAUGCUGGUUGGAUAAGAAAGAGAGAUAUUGUGAAGGAACAUUCAUUAUGACUUGUUUAGAGGCCUUUGCUGAUCAUGAUAUUAGUUAAUAUUUUUAUCUGCCGUUGUAAAAUUGUCAUCAUGUACCUUUUUACUAGUGUUUCUCUGUCAAGAUCUAUGGUGCCUUUCCACCUCCAAAGGGUUCAUUUAAUUUCUUUUUUUCUUUCUUUUCUUUUUUUGAGUUCAUGCUGUCUCAUAAUAUAAUUUUUAAACAGGCACCAUUGCUUUGCUCUGAAAGUCUAAGAUAGUAGUUUGAAAUUAUUUUAUGGGCAGAAGUACAAUACUAGUUACUUUUUGUUACUUUUAACUGUAGAUUUCUUUAUAUUUUAUUAAGGAAAUAUAUUGUGUCUAGUCGAAAUUAUUCACAAUGAAAAAAAAAAGACAAGUAAAUUCUUGUUAUAUUUUUAUCUGGCUGUGUGUAAACUUCUCAUUGUGUGAUGAACCAAGUAAUGUAUAAUAAUAUUUAGAAGAAAAAUAUGUACAGAAAAUAAAUAAAAGAUAAAGAUUGGUCCUGCAACAUUACUGAAGAACAGUUCUGUCUAUCCAUAAUUUUGAAUGCUAUUUUCAACCCAAAACCUCUACAGUGCCAUAGACAGGCACUGAAGGGAAUUUUUCCUUUUAUGAUUCCAAGACAAAUGUGAUUAUAAUGUUUUUCAUACCUUUUGAUAUUAUGAUGAUUAUAAUGUUACUUUUACAAUUACUGUUAAUCAUUUAUUACCUUCAGCUAUUUCAGCAUUGUUAUCAUUUUUAUAUAUAUAUUAAAGAAAUGUGUCUCCUCCUGCUUCCAAUCCUGUAUAUUACAGCUUCUGUAGAAGGUAAAGCUCUAGCUGUAGUUAGCCAGGUGCUAACUGAGCCGCGAGGAUUACAGCACCACUGCAAGAACUGCUUAAAGACUUGAAUGUAGUCGUUUGGCUCGAAAGAAAAAGAAUCCUUAAUUUCUUAGCAAAUUUUAAGGAUUUUUGUUUGCAUUUCAGUGAUGUUGUGGACUUCUGGGAUUUUUCACCCAUUAUUUUUUUAUUAUUCAUAAUGCAAAAGUUGUGCCUUAUACACAUUAAAGGAAUAACUUUCAUUCAGUUGUGCAGUGUUAUCUGCUAAGUAUAAAAAAAUGAGAGCUUACCAAAAAGAUGCUAUUGUCAUCCCCAAGAUGACAAUGAGAAGGCUAGAUUUACUGUAUAUUUGUGGAAAUUUAAAGAUUAUGACUGCAUUGUAAAUUAAAACUACAUAAUGAACUGCUGCAUAAAAUAUUCCUUGUCUGCUAGCUUCAUGUUAUUUCAACACGAUAGGCUACUUUACAUAUUAUCAUGUCUUCAUCAUUAGCUUCAUAUCUGUCAGAUUUUAUUGUUAGUGUACAAAGUUUUGUAAACAGCCAUGCGUCAUAUUUGGUGUAGUGGCCAUGUAAAUAUGCUUGUAUAUAGUAAUGUUUAGGUACUAAGGGUUAAAACGUAUGCAGUACAUAUAGUGCAACUGUGCAUGUAAGCUUGCAAGUUCCUAUGGCACACAUGGAAGCAGUAUUAUAAUAAACACUAAAGCUUCAAA